Molecule: messenger RNA, 7594 nt
Organism: Eriocheir sinensis (Chinese mitten crab)
Lineage: Eukaryota; Metazoa; Arthropoda; Malacostraca; Decapoda; Varunidae
Product: leucine-rich repeat-containing G-protein coupled receptor 5-like
Exons: 17
Coding region: 447-4661 (1404 amino acids)
Biological process (GO): G protein-coupled receptor signaling pathway
Cellular component (GO): membrane
Molecular function (GO): protein-hormone receptor activity; G protein-coupled receptor activity; protein binding
Source: RefSeq, a predicted model, not a curated record
GCUAUUUAAAUAUUUAGUUGGACUGGUAUCACUGAAAUGGUAGUGCUUGGAAAUUGUUGUCGUGAAGUUUUGCCUCAUGAUAAGACCCGCGCCGUUGAUGUGGUGAACUACCCAGUCUGCGUGUCGAUGGGAUGCGUCAGUGUUUCGAUGCAGGGUUGGUGGAGCGAAAUGUCUGGAGUCUGCUUCAGUGUUUCCGUGUGCUGUAUUGGUGUUUUGCUGAGGGAAUAGCUCGGUCUUUAUGCUCACCAUCUGUUUUCUCUCUUGUUCCAGGACUCGCCGGUGCGGGGGCGGAGCCAUGAGAUCCGCCACGCCCACCUGUACGCCCUGACCACGCCCACACGCCCUCAUGUCGCCCAUCAGCCUCCCUUCUGGCACCUCCCCAGGGCCGCCUCACUCACGUUCGCCCUCCACGCCCACUCCCCUGCCCACGUCCCCCCCUAGCUCCCAUGGGGGACUUUAGUGACACUGGGGGGCAUGCGGGGGGCGGCAGGGGGAUGAGACUCCCCCUGCUGCUCCCACUGUGCCUCCUGCUACUCGUACCACCCCUGCUGCCCGCCGUGACCGCCUGCCCCGCCGAGUGUUCCUGCAAGUCGGAGCUCCCCAGGUCCUCGGCGGCGGCGCGGCGCGGUGGCACCUGGGGCAGCCUGAGGGACGUGGCCGCGCCGCGGCAGGACGUCACCACCAUGGCCCUCAGCUGCCCCCGGGCCGGCCUCAAGGCGCCGCCCGACACCAUGGCGUUGCAAGGCCUCGACCCCGCCUCCGUCAUCAAGCUAGACUUGAGCUUCAACAACCUGACGGAGCUUCUCCCUCGCGCCCUCACCCCGUUUCCUGCACUUCAGACCCUAAUCCUCAGCAGUAACCGGAUUCAAAGGAUAGCACCCGGAGCCUUCCACAGCCUUAAGAUUGAAGUCCUACACUUGGAUGACAACUCCCUCUCGUCCCUGGAGGAAGUGGAUCUGCCGUCGGGUCUUCGUGAACUCUCCCUCGAGAAGAACUCCCUCGCCACCCUGCCCCCCUCCCUCACCUCCCUCAACGGACUGCAGACGCUGAACAUCGCAAGCAACAGGCUGUCGGCGCUGAAGGACGGUGAUCUGCGUGGCCUGCACAACCUGCUGAUCCUGUCACUGCACCACAACAACAUCAGCACCGUGGAGGACAAAGCCUUCAUCAGAAUGAAAAACCUCGAGAUCCUAAACCUGGAGCAGAACCGCCUCAGCAAGAUGCCGCCGGUGGUUCCUCACUGCCCAAAACUCCGACAACUGCUCCUGGGCCACAACCGGCUGUCCUAUGUUUCGGAAAAGGCGCUGGCGGGGCUGAAGCGGCUCCAAGAGGUUACCCUUCAAUUCAACCCAAUUCGUACGGUCCAUCACCGAGCCUUCUCCAACCUGACGGCCCUCACCAAGCUGAUCCUGAAGGAGUCUAAGGAGCUGCAGGAGUUCCCGGAUCUGAACGGCACUCACAGCCUGGAGGACUUGAGGAUAGACCGCUCCUCCCUCACAGCAGUGCCUGAAGACCUGUGCACCACCACGCCCCUCCUCCGCAGCUUGAACCUUCAGAGGAACCGCAUCGGGGAGCAGCCUUACCUCAGCGGCUGCAGGCACCUUCGUCUCGUCGACCUGAGCCACAACAACAUCAGUGUGCUGCGUCCUGGGGGCUUCGUUGGCCUCUCCCACCUCCAAGACCUUCUCCUCCAGGGCAACGUCGUCACAGCCAUCCAGAAUAGAACAUUCGUGGGCCUCGAGAGACUGCAGAUGCUGCAGCUGGAGGGGAACCUGAUUACCAGCAUCCAUCCGGAGGCCUUCGUGCCGCUGCACAACCUCGAGGAAGUCAACCUCGGCAACAACAGCUUCCCGGAGUUGCCUCACCGCGGGCUGGAGAAAGUCGUGUCCAUCAAGGUACACAACAACCGCUUCCUCCGCGAGUUCCCCGGGCCCGAGCACUUCCCGAUGGUCCGCCGCCUCACCCUCUCCUACGCCUACCACUGCUGCCCCUUCCUCAAGCUUCGGGAAACGACGGAGGAGCCAGAGAUCAUCGAGGAUGUGGUGUUCAACGUGGAGGGCCUCAACAACCUCGACCCAACCAUCUGGAACGUGUCGAGUGUCUGGCCAGAUCUCGGUGCAGGAAUGAACAAAAACUUUGCGGCCAUUUGGGCUAACUUGGCUGCUGACUUCCCUUCAGCCAAUACCGAGAUGGUUGCCACCCCGCUAGACCUGGAAGAGGCCACCACCACCACCGCCACCACCUACCCCUCUCUGCCCCGCCACCAGGUCCACUGCAGACCCGAGCCAGGACCCUUCAUGCCAUGCGAGGACCUCUUCGACUGGUGGACGCUCCGCUGCGGGGUCUGGAUCGUGUUCCUGCUGGCGUUGCUGGGGAACGGCACGGUGGUGGUGGUGCUCAUAUUCGCCAGGUCCAAGAUGGAUGUCCCAAGGUUUCUGGUCACCAACCUUGCCUUCGCGGACUUCUUCAUGGGUCUGUACCUCGGGUUCCUGGCUGUGGUGGACGCCUCCACGCUCGGCGAGUUCCGCAUGUACGCCAUCCCGUGGCAGACGUCGGCGGGGUGCCAGGUGGCGGGCUUCCUCGGGGUGCUGAGCUGCGAGCUGUCGGUGUACACGCUCACCGUCAUCACAAUGGAGAGGAACUACGCCAUCACGCACGCCAUGCACCUUAACAAGCGGCUGUCGCUGCGCCACGCCGCCUACAUCAUGGUGCUCGGCUGGCUCUUUGCCUCCACUCUCGCUGUAUUGCCUCUCAUCGGCGUCUCGGACUACCGAAAGUUCGCCGUCUGUCUCCCCAUCGAGACGAAGGGCGCCGGGCUGGGCUACGUUGUGUUUCUCAUGUUUAUCAACGGCGUGGCGUUCCUCAUCUUGAUGGGCUGCUACCUCAAGAUCUACUGCGCCAUCCGCGGCUCGCAAGCCUGGAAUAGCAACGACUCGCGCAUCGCCAAGCGGAUGGCGCUGCUCGUCUUCACUGACUUCAUCUGUUGGGCGCCCAUCGCCUUCUUCUCUCUCACCGCCGCUUUUGGCUUACACUUGAUAUCACUGAAAGAGGCCAAAGUGUUCACUGUGUUUAUCCUUCCGUUCAAUUCUUGUUGUAACCCUUUUCUAUACGCCCUGUUAACCAAACAGUUUAAAAAAGACUGUGUUUUGCUGUGUAAAACUAUAGAAGAAUCUAGAGUCACAAGAGGCAUCGGACGUUGCCGCCAUUCUUCAAAUUUUAGUAACCGCCAGACUCCGGCCAACACCAACAGCGCGCUGGAUAACUCCACGCGUCCGGACAACCAGUCGUGUCGGUGCCAAAGCAAGACACAAGAAUCUCAAAAGCUCCACCACCGCUUGCGAAUAUCGGCACUCAAGUACAUAUUUUGCCACAAGGAUGCGGAAGAGAUGAACUCUACCAGUGAUUUCAGCUACCAGCAGGCGAAGAGUGCAGUGAAGUCUAAACGGCACCCUUCCGUCUCAAGUGAGACGUACAGUUCUUCCUGGUCGGAUACGUGGCGUCGAGGUCAAGCAGUCAUGUCAAUGCGGCUUGACCGUCGGCUCCACAACUCCUGGUACCUUUCUCGCAAGCCUUCUCAGGAGAGCAACCUCUCCUCAUCGCGCAAUGAUUCAUCUGCCACCACCGCCUCCACAUCUACGUGGCGCAUAUCACGGUCAUCAGUGUCUUCCGAUAUUUCAAGCAGUGGAUCACGCGGGAUGGGCAAAACAGACGCGGCCCCGGUCCUGCGUCUAGGCUCCAUCAGGGACCGGCGGGGAGAAGGCACGACGCAUAUUCCAGCACGACAAAUCACCCACCAUCAAGCACUGCUGGUGAGGCAGAAGCCUGGCGCAUCCGGCCAUCGAUCAGGAACCACCACCUCGGCAGUCCGAAUCAAACCUAGAUUACAAAGACAAACUGCAGUAGAACGUGAAACUUACAUACCCAACAAAAACGGAGGGAACCCGUGUGACAUUCCAUGCCCCCUGCACCCGCGCUCUGACAACCUGUCGUGUGUGUACGAACAGGACAGUUACGAGGAGGAGGAGCACGAAAUCCAGAAGGAUUACUUGAGUCCUCGCUGCCCAAUGACGGGACUCACGGUUACUUUCAUCCCACGCAAGCUGAGCACCAUCUCCUCACACUCGGUCAGUGUCGUGAAGGACGCAGACAAUGAGGAGUCUGUCCCAGCCGCGGGCGUGGAGGGUCAUUCACCCGGCUGUCCAGGCUCCUCGUCUGCAGCUCCCAAAAGUAGCCUGCCUCGAGGGGGAAAGUGCGUGAGCCUGACCCUCCUGCCUCAGUCCUCUGUGCAGGCGAGUCCUUGCCGCUUCCCCUCCGACGGCCACCUGCCUCGCUCCCCCCCACACACAGAGCUCCUCUAUUUCACCAACCUCGCCACUCCGGCACUCAUGAUCUCCCGCAGCGACCAGAAGGUUUGCCCCCACGUUGACUGUGAUGAGGAUGAUGAAAACCAGUACGGGCAGGCCAUCAUCAGCAUCCACCAGCCGGACGACGCUCAGCCCUCAGACCACGACGAGUGCACGGAGUCUGCCGCUCUCAUGCACGACGACGGCUGCGACGGCGAUGACGAAGUGUUUGAGGAGGAAACGGAACCCCGCAGAAAACCCUUAGAAACACACUUCCCUGUAGAAGAGCAUCCGGGGGAAACGCGCCCAUUGAUAUGAUGACGCACUCCGGCCAGUUAUCAGAGGCAGCGAGCGGCGUGGUGGCCCUCCACACUGUCUGACAAGUUUUCUUCCUGGUUCUCACUGCUCCAAGCCGGACCUUGGGUUGUGAUGUCCGCGGUGACCUAACUCUUUAUCUCUGGCAGUCGCCAACUCCUUCCCGUUGCUCCUGCCACCACACGCCACUAGUUCGUCUCCACAGAGGAAGAGAAGCUGUGGGAGAGCCUUGUUGCUGAUAAAUGUACACUGGGACUUAUAGGUCAAGGCAGAGGAAGCCGUCUGUCGAUGGAAAUGGGACCAGAAUCAUGUAGACAUCAACUUGAUAGUAUUAUUUGUGCGUUAGUUGGAGUUUCUUAAUCUGUACUAAUCAUUUUUCCGACUGUGCCACGAGUAGCUCGAGGCAGCCUCUCAGCGUGUUGUGAGUCAGUGGCCUGCAGCGCGUCGCCGGAGACCAUGUCCUUAGGUCCUGGACUUUGUGUUUCUUAAGUUUUAGCGGAAAGGCGUGUGUGAACCCGUGAUGCAUGCAACCCAACGAGUACAUGACAAAGGUGCCAGCCAUCGUUUCCAAUUGGACCCCGUCAGGUGAAGGGACGGUCAGUGUUGUUUUGACUUCCUGUUCGUUCCCUCGCUCCCUUCAUCAGCGGGAGGUGGCGGAGUGAAUCAAGAAAACCUCGCUACAGAACAGGACACUGAUUAUACUGGAAAAAAAGCAGCGGUACCUAGAACACUACAGUACAAAUAAGUUAUCCAGAGUGAUUUUUUUUUCUUCAAAUUUCUUAGUGCUACAUUUUUUUACGAAACCCAGAUGCAGUUACGUUUAUUUACAAAUGAGUUACGUUCUCCAGAUGACGUUUCUUCUCCUACACUAACCCAGCAAUCGGACGCACCCACUUCCUCCACAGAAACUAAUGAAGCACAGUUUUUUUGUGUCCUGGCGGGAGGUGAACCAACAACACGAAACUUUCUUUCCAUACUCCCACAAUAACAUCGGAAGUAAGCCCCGCCACGCCGCCUACCAACCACCAAUAGGAUUUAACCUUACCCGGCAUCCACCAAUCACAUGCAGCUUGAGAUGGAGGAGGGGAGAGACUUGCCUGUGGAUUGGCUGAUGAUAAACGUGCGAUGGGGUAGGGGGAGGGAUUAUUUUCCUAGUUAAUAUGAAGAGAGUUUUCAUGACACGCGGGCUAAGGGUUUAAGUUAUCCCCUUCUCGCAGUCGAUAGAGAAAGGGAGAGUCAUGUCCAGGUUCCUUCAGUAAUGCAACGGCAAGGAAAUAAACGAAGAGCGAGUCACGGCAUGGAAUAGUGACCCUGAUGAAACGGAUGAAGGGGAGCACUUUGUCAGAGAGUUCAGGGGAUAGAUCAACACGCCACUUGAUGCCAUACAAGAAGUACACGGCAAAGAUGUGGAAGGGAAAGGAAAAUAAUAAACAAGAACAUUAUUACGUCCAAGCCAAAGAUAUUUUUUUCUUCCUUCGUGCUAACCAUUUCAUUUCCUGUUUUUGUGUAUAAAUAGCUGUAAUACGGAGUGACUGUGAGUAGUAGUGAUAGACUAUUUAUAUUCACUACGCUGCUUUUUAUUUACUACUAAUGUGUUCUGGUGAAGUGAGUGUUUUGUAGCCACGUUCACCGGGACGUUCUCUUUCUGAGCCUCUUUACCUUGAGCUUACGCCACGCCGAGAUGGAAAACGUGAAAUAAAAUCCCUAAAACACGUCACUGAAAGCACGGCUGAUUCAAUGGUAACGACAUGGGAGGAAAAAAAAUAAAGUCGGUAUUCUCAGACACAUCCGCCUCCACCAUCAACUAUUUCCAAAGGCUGAAGAGGAAAUCAAUCGGGUUCAUAUGAGGAUUUUUGUAAGUUCAUGGCGCGUAAGAAUGAUCAACUACCAGAAGGGUCAUUAAACUACCUUUGGAAAUGCCCACAGCUCCUACGAAAGCCUUAGUAAAUGUGUGUGCUUCUGCGCGGAGACGUUUAAGAAUACCGCCUUAAGGGGACCUUCCGUUAAAGCUGAGGGUCCCCUUAAGGUUUCAGGGGGACAACUCGUGUAGUGUGCGUGUCGUAAGCUUGACAGAGGCGUAAUACCUACAUGACGCAGGCCUCCCGUAUAACCUCUAGGAUCUUGACUGUGUUUCUGUGUUGCUCGAAUGUUGAGAGAGAGAGAGCGAGAGAGAGUAUGUUAUGGGUUGCCUCAAAUUAUUGCCAGAAGUGAAACCUUUGGUGUGUGUGUGUGUGUGUGUGUGUGUGUGUGUGUGUGUGUGUGUGUGUGUGUUUAUUAAUGUCUAAAUCCACGUGGAGGUGUGGAUUAUAAUGGGUUAGUGAAGAAUAAAAUAUACUAUAAAUGUGGUGUUACGAGGACGAGGGCAAGGGAAGCGAGGGAAGAGAUGGGCUUAGGGGGAAGGGGAGUGUGAUGGAGGAGUGGGGAAAGGAGAGGAAGGGGAAAGAAAGGGAGUGAGGGAAGGAGAGGAAGGGAGUGGGAGAGAGGGGGAAGGAGAGGGAGGGAGUGCGGGGAGAGAGGGGGAAGGAGUGAGAGGAAAAGGGGGAAGGAGAGGGCGAGGGAGUGAUGGGGGGGAGGAAAGGGAGGAAGAGAAAGGGGGGUGCAGUGUCGGCCUCCGGAAAAUAAUGUCAUAAAUCAUUGCGAACUAUCGCUUCGAGAAUCUUUAUUUUUUACUAAGACUUAGGAUAGGAGAGUCGAUCCUGCAUUUGUGUCCAUUUAGAAAUUUAAGACGUUUCAAUAAACUUGCAUUGUGUACUAAACUCUCCUGUGUAGCAGUACUUAAUAAAGAAGCUGUUUAUUCCUUGCCUUCGGGGUUUGUCUCCUCGAGUGGGAGUUCGUUGUUUCGAAGUAAAUCAAGAAAAUAUAUGUCGAAAAAAAAGAAGGGAAAGACACUGUAAUGAUGAAUGUGCAAGAAUAUUAAUUGUAAAUGUCUAAACGGC